GGCACAGUGGAAGACUGGAAAAUGCAUCGUGAUGGCUUACAACAGAUAAUCAACGCCCGAGAUGGCGUUAAGACAUUACACGAUAACUGGCAGUUGGAGCUUGUGGUUUACCUUGUCUCAUUAAUGUCUCAGCCAUCAUGGCUCGAGUCCACGAACAAGCUUGAACAUAUCUCUCACCCUGUUUUAUCAUCAACCGUCGUGCAACUGGCACCCUCUCUCAACGUUCAAAGGCUCCGCUGCCUUUGGCUAAUAUCGUUCAUCCAAGACAUGAAAACCUUUAUGGGAUCGUUCAAGAUACAUCCGUGGAAUACACAAUUGAGAUUUGCGAAGCUAUGAAAUUAGCCUGGGAACCCGGAACCCACCACUGAGAACAAAAUCAUCUUCAAUCUUCCAUCAACUGUCGAAGCAACAAUGCCAAACGUGUUCACUGACCAGAUCGAGGUCUUCUGCCGCGGUAUCUCCGAGCGAGAAAAGGUCUGCGUAUCAAUUCAUCCCCACAAUGACCGAGGAUGCGGCGUGGCAGCAGCCGAGAUGGCUCAGUUGGCUGGUGCAGACCGAGUUGAAGGAUGUCUAUUCGGGAAUGGCGAACGCACUGGAAAUGUCGAUCUCGUCACGUUGGCCCUCAACUUAUAUACUCAUGGUAUUUCACCCAGAGUUAACCUGAGCAAUUUGAAUGAGGUUGUCGCUAUGGCAGAGGAGUGCACAAAGAUCGCCGUCCAUCCUAGAGCUCCCUAUGCAGGGAAAUAUGUAUUUUGCACCUUUACCGAUACGCACCAGGAUGCCAUACGAAAGGGUUAUAACAAACUCAAAGAAAGUGAGAGACUUGGAGCUACACGGGCGUCCAAGUGGAAAAUGCCAUAUCUCCCCAUGGAUCCAGUUGAUCUGGGAAGGCAACGCGAAGCUAUUGUGAGGAUGAACUCUCAAAGUGGUAAAGGCGGUGGUGCCUGGCUUCUCAAAGAGAGUUUUGAUAUUGAUAUGCCGCGAGAUCUGGAAAUUGAAUUCACGCAGGUCGUGAAAGCACAUGCGAAUACCAGUGGCUUUGAGGUUACCCGAGAGACUAUAUGUCGCUUGUUCCGGAAACACUAUAUGCAUGUUGAAUCUGAACGAUUCCGGCUGCUGAAUUGCAGAGCCAAUCAGGCCAAAGGAAAUCGGGAUGCUACACUCGUUCAACUGAAGACUUCAGUACAGGGCUCAGACCAUGAACUUGAAGCAACUGGAGGUGACCUAUUACCUACCAUACUUAAUGCCCUUAGGUCAGUCGGUUACGACUACGAGGUACCGGACAAUCAACUGCAAUAUAUAGCCAGCCAGGAUACGAUGAGGUCUUUGGUCAGACUGGGUACAGCUGAAAACAUCGCUUCAUGGGGCGUAGGCAUGCAUAAGAACACAGAUUGGGCUGUCUCACAGGCGGUAAAUCAAGCAGAUGUAAGGGACUGACCACCAUGUUAACAAUUUAUAGAUAUUGGUGGCAGGCCAAAAUAUAAUGGCAAGCCAACUCAACGAUUAUCUGUCCAAUUAGACGCCGUCUAUGAUGCGUGUUAUGGAGACCGAUUGGGGCACCGGUCUGCGGUUGAGCAACUAAAUUGGUGAUGCACUUGCUCGUAUGUACUCUGUUUAUGCUAGUGUCUGGUUAAGCAGAUGAGUACUACUGCGGAUAGUAAUGUGUCAGUCGGUAGUGGAACAUAUGUUGAUUUAUUGACUACUACUAAGCAAUGGGUUCUGGCGGGGAGGCACAGAAAAGUAGUAUAUUAGGUUACUUGUUAAAUGAGGACUAAUAGUGCGAUAAUGCAAAAUAUGAUAUUGAUGAUGCAAA
Molecule: messenger RNA, 1813 nt
Organism: Aspergillus piperis CBS 112811
Lineage: Eukaryota; Fungi; Ascomycota; Eurotiomycetes; Eurotiales; Aspergillaceae
Product: 2-isopropylmalate synthase
Exons: 2
Coding region: 412-1437 (341 amino acids)
Biological process (GO): L-leucine biosynthetic process
Cellular component (GO): mitochondrion
Molecular function (GO): 2-isopropylmalate synthase activity
Source: RefSeq, a predicted model, not a curated record